Messenger RNA from Anolis carolinensis (green anole), 2581 nucleotides. RefSeq names its product coiled-coil domain containing 149 (gene ccdc149). The transcript has 13 exons. The record is from RefSeq and is a predicted model, not a curated record. Bases 62 to 2044 code for a protein of 660 amino acids. NCBI's taxonomy places the organism in Eukaryota, Metazoa, Chordata, Lepidosauria, Squamata, Anolidae.
CACAGCACAGUGCCUUUGCAAACCAUGGCACUUUUGAGGAGAUGUAUAAGCAAAGGCCAAUAUGCUCCUAGCUUUGAGACAACCUGGAUUAAUUCCUCCAGUGACGCGGCAUGAAAGCCACAGGGCAUCUGGGGGAAUGGGCCCUCUGCACAUGCUCAGAGGCGCUGCUUCUGCCAGAGAGGGAUCGCUAGGCAGGUCUGUCCCUGCGGCUCCGAGCUCCGCCUCCGCGCCUCGGAAGCCCACGUCGCGCAAGAGGAAAGAGGAGGAAAAGGAAGCCAAGGCCGGCCUUGGAGGAGCCAUGAACGCCAGCCGCAGCGAGAGCGACUGGCAAGGGCUGGUGAGCGAGUAUCUGGUUUGCAAAAGGAAGCUAGAAAGUAAGAAAGAAGCACUGCUCAUCCUUUCCAAGGAAUUGGACACAUGUCAACAGGAAAGAGAUCAGUACAAGCUCAUGGCAAACCAACUACGGGAAAAGCACCAAUCGCUGAAAAAGAAAUACCGUGAACUGAUUGAUGGAGAUCCAUCUAUUCCCCCAGAGAAAAGAAAACAGGCUAAUCUUGCCCAACUCUUGAGUGACACUCGGGAUCGAAAUAAGCAUCUGGGAGAAGAAAUCAAAGAACUUCAACAGAGGUUGGGAGAAGUACAAGGGGACAACAAGCUUCUUAGAAUGACAAUAGCGAAACAAAGACUUGGAGAUGAGGAAGUGGGUGCACGGCAUUUUGCACCGCACGAAAGAGAAGAUCUUGUCCAGCAGUUGGAGAAAGCACAUGAACAAAUUGAAGCUUUGCAACAUGAUCUUCAAGCUACAUUGGACGAGCUGCAGGACGUAAAAGGGGAACGUUCUUUUUACCAAGAUAAAUCCGACAGACUAAACCAGGAGCUCAACCACGUUCUUGGAGGACAUGUAAACCGCAUAAUUGAUGUUGAUGCUCUUUGUAUGGAGAACAGAUACCUUCAUGAGCGAUUAAAACAAAUUCAAGAAGAGGUCAAUAUUCUCAAAUCAAACAUUGCAAAGUACAAGAAUGCUCUAGAGAGGAGGAAAAAUUCCAAGACUAAUAAUAAGUCAAAUAGCAGUGCGCUAACGGGUGUCCUCUCUGCAAAACAAGUACAAGAGCUGCUUUCAGAGGAUCAUGGCUGCAGUUUACCAGCCACGCCACAGUCCAUUUCAGACCUCAAAUCUUUGGCUACUGCUUUACUAGAAACAAUCCAUGAAAAAAAUAUGGUAAUUCAACAUCAGAGGCAAACCAACAAAAUCCUAGGCAACCGUGUAGCAGAGCUGGAGAAAAAGUUGAGAACAUUAGAAGUCUCUGGUUUGUGGAGUCUCCCAGGCCUGAGCUACAAUGUCUCAGUGGGAUUUGGGAGUGGCAAAGAUACCAUAACAUUCAGUGAUCCUACCCUUCCCAUUAUCCAGAGAUCUCAGUCACCAUUGCUAACUGUUACUGAGAAGUCUCAACAGAAGAAAGAAGGACAUCACACAAGAGAACUGGAGGACUUCUGUACUACUGAAACAAAACAAACAUUUCUGGAGGAAGCGGUUGCAGUUUCUGAGGAUUCCCAAACAAACCCAAACAACAGUAACAAAGACAAUCAUUUUCAUCCACCAUUACCGCAAUUUCCUUCAGAGGACGAUGAUGUAAAUGGGUUUGGGAAUGAAAUCAUUGAGUUGACAGAAGAACAGGCAGCUGCAGAACAAAAAGGGAGCAGAGAAGAAUGUCUCACAGAGAGCCAGACAGCAAGUCAGCCAGAGCUCAGCAGCUUCUCUGAAGGUGAAUCUCCUUCAUCCAGUCCUCCUCCCUAUGACUCCACAGAACCAUCCAACCUGGAGAAUGAACAUACACAUGAGAACCAACCUGAGGCAGAAGAAGCAGAAGACUUGGAAACUGUCACUGAAAACAUUGAUGACAAAAAGGAUGAAAAUGAUGGCACAAGGUCCAUUGACAAUGAUGAAAAAAUCACUCCUGUGGUUCCAGACUUAAGUAACACCCCAGACGAUAGCUCUGAAGCACUGGAACUAAGUGACAGUCCUCUUGCUCUGGAUUCACUGUGAUUGUUUUAACCAUCAAGGAACUUUUUCUCAAGCUUCAAACUUUUCCCAUCAAAUUUUUGUUUUGUUUUUUAAAUAUAUAUAUACCAAUGAAAAUGUUUGCCCCGCCAACUCUGGUAUAUAUAUAAAAAACGAGCUGAUCCUAGAUAAAAAUUUGAAAGGAGCAGAAUGAUCAUGAUGGCUUUCAGAGUUCUUCCCUCUGCUAUUUGCUGUGAUUAACAUUACUCGAUAGAGUGACAUAAUUGAGAGUAAUGGGACCCGACACCCCAUCAUUAUGCUUUAUCAUGUCAGUUAUAUCUCUGUCUCUUUAGUAUGUGUAUUUUUGGCAUAGUGCCUGCUUGAGUGCAUCUUGAGAGGCUGAAAUGUCAGGAACAGGGGAGGAGUGGUAAGUCUGAUUAAGCAGAUUGAAUCAGCAACAAUAAUAUAUAAAGAUGCCAGUGAGCUAUUUUGCUUGUUUCUCAUUGGUUUGGGGUUUUUUGAUAGCAGAGUGGGCUUAACACUAAAUAAUAAAUGGCCUCAGCUGUAGCUGGUUGUUCUGUA